ACGAUUGUAUACAAAUAAUUUUUUACUCUUACUUUUAAAUUAGAGAUUAGCAUAAAUAAACUCUUCCAGUUUCUAUUUUAUACUUCGAACGAAUAGAAUUUUGAAUGCUAAAAGGUAAAAAAAAAGUCAAAGUACGACGCGAACAGAGUUGUAGCAUCAACGCGAAAAUUCGUUUGUCAUUUUUCAGAGACAGGUUUCGCGUUAGUUUCUCUAUAUUUAACCUGUUUAGAAAGUUCAAAAUUCUCGGUUUUUUUACUAUCAAGAAUGCAAGAAUCCUAAAUGACUGGCAUCUGAAUCUUCAGAACCGUUGUCAAUGUGCGCGACACGUUCCCGGCGAACCUCCAGUGACGCGCAUCGAGAUCACGACAGGCACCAUCCACAUCCCGCGGUACAGGCUCCUCAUCUCGCCCCUCAUCCGUUUUAUCUUCCUCCUCCUUAUGCGCGUUAUCCUGCGUACGAUCCGUACGCGGCGUAUCACUAUACAGGCUUGUUCUAUCCGCCACCGCCGUGUCACAUCCAACGUGACAUCGUCAAAGAGGAGACUACAAUUUGGUUUUGGCCAAUCAUCCUCUUCCUCACACUCAUCUUCGUGAUCGUUUUGAUCUGGAUCGUUUAUCGUAACAUUCCCCGCGAAAACCGACGAAAAAUCGCCGCUUGGCUAUGGUUGCGUAGAUCACAUCAGACCGCGAGGACGGCGACGAAGCAAGACGCGGCUCAUAACGUGAAUCUUUCCGCGGAAUUUCAUCCAUACACCGACGAUCGCGGUGAGUCCACUUCGCCGACAGAUACAAUAACGAGGGCGUUCAUCAAUUCUGAUUAUGAGGAAGACGAUGACGAUGAUCAGUAUGAGAGCGAGAAUGAAGAGAGAAAGCAGAACGCGAUAUUCAUGAGACCAGGAUCGAUCCACCGUAUACUUACGAAAAAAUUAAAAGUUUGAAGAGCGUGUGAGGAUAAGAAAUUGAGAAAAAUGAAGCAAAAUAUGCAUAAACGAGCCAAUAUUGACCAACAAAAACAAGUAAUUACUUUCAGGAAAAAUGUCUAUUUUUGUCAAGCAAUACGUCUUCGCGUUUCGCGAAAAAGAUGUAAAAAGAGUCUAUGUUAUGUGUAAUUUUAUCGAGCUAAAUUUAGAAAUAAGUUAUAAAAAGAUGACAUUUAAUUAUACAUAAUAACCAGAGAUAUAUCGAUACAAUUAAAGAAUAAAAAAGCAUUUAUAUAAAUAUGAUGCACAAAAUAAAUAAAAUAAAUUUUUUAAAAAUAAUUGAAAUAUAAAAAAUUUUUUUGAAACAGUACAAGUUUAAUAAAUUUAAAGUUCCGCAAAACAUCGCGUUUGCAUUUAUUAUCAAUAAAUGUAGAAAUGUAGAUA
Cataglyphis hispanica is the source of this 1363-nucleotide messenger RNA. RefSeq lists its product as uncharacterized. Lineage: Eukaryota; Metazoa; Arthropoda; Insecta; Hymenoptera; Formicidae. The record is from RefSeq and is a predicted model, not a curated record. The coding region runs from base 314 to 937 and encodes 207 amino acids. The transcript has 2 exons.